GGAGGCAGCAGCAGCGGAGCCCGGCACCUGGAGACAUGUCCCCCGCAGGCAGAAGAGAGCUGACCCUGCUCCUGGGAGCCCUGAGCCUGCUCUGUAUGGCCCGGAGCACCCCGGCCAGAGCCCGACCCCGUCCAGAUAUAUUCUGUAUAUUUCAUGGGAAGAAGUACGGCCCAGGAGAAAGCUGGCAUCCUUACCUCGAACCUCAAGGAGUGGUGUAUUGCAUACGUUGCACAUGUUCCGAGCAGGGCGGCAGUGUCAGCUGCUACCGAAUAAAGUGUCCCGUCCUGCACUGUGUGCACACUGUCACGGACCCUCAGCAGUGCUGCCCCCGAUGUGUAGAGACGCACUCCCCCUCCGGUCUGCGGGCCCCCCCGAAGGUUUGUCAGCACAACGGGACGACGUACCAGCAGGGUGAGAUGUUCACCACCCAGGAGCUGUUCCCGUCCCGACAGUCCAACCAGUGCGUGCAGUGCAGCUGUUCGGACGGGCAGAUCUACUGUGGUCUGGUGACCUGUCCGGAGCUGGUCUGCUCUUCACCGCUGACCGUACCAGACUCCUGCUGUCCAGUGUGCAGAGACGGCUCGUACGAUCGCUCGCUGGAGGAGGAGCCGCUGCAGCUAAACAGAGGUGUGAGACAUUCCCAGGACCAGUGUCUGACCGAGCUGCUGAAUAAGAAGACCCCGGGGGCCACAGAGUCCACGAUUGUCAGCUCCUCGCUGGGGUUCAAUCCCCGCAGCUUCAAGCAGAAAGGAGGGGGCGGGGGGACGACGGUGAAGAUACUGAUGAAGGAGAAGCAUAAGAAAGCCUGUGUCUACAAUGGGAAGACGUAUUCUCACGGUGAGGUCUGGCAUCCCGUCUUCCGAAAUUUUGGAGCGAUCCCGUGUAUCCUGUGCACGUGUAAAGAUGGAAACCAAGACUGUCAGCGGGUCACCUGUCCUGAGGAGUAUCCCUGCGACUAUCCCGAGAAGGUGGAAGGAAAGUGCUGCAAGGUCUGCCAGGCUGAUAAAGUGAAGCCGACAGCCGAGGUCGUCGCCACCCGGUGUGUGAAGAACCCCAGCAAGAUCCUGGUCUACAUGUACAUGUCCCCCAUCUCCGGGACACAGAAAGAGAACCUCCGAAAAAUCGCCAUCGAGAAGGAAGCCGCAGAGGACGUGGAGAUUUAUGUCUGGAAGAUGGUGAAAGGGAUUUUCCACUUAAUCCAGAUUAAAAAAGUAGCAAAACAGGACUUUAAGGAAGAAUCUGAACAUUUCCGUCUGGUGACCAGGACGAGUGAAGGUCAGUGGAACAUCUUCAGGCCUCAGCCUCCCGACCUGAACAUGACGGAGGUCGUCGAGAUACAGUCGGGGGCGUUGUAGUGAGAAUCCGACCCUCCUUCAACCAGAAGUCUGAAAAUAAAGAGACGAAAAAAAAUAAAAAUGAAAACUUUCUUGCCAAAAAACAUUACCUAACCUGAUCUUCAGGGGGUGGGACCUUGGGGGAGAUGGCCAGAACUCCAUAGAAUCUUCUAUCUGUCCUGACACCGGAUCAUCCUGAUCCGAGACUGUGGUGGAGGCGGCUUCUGUGGGAGGAAGAGGAAGGUCUUACCCGAAAC
Molecule: messenger RNA, 1591 nt
Organism: Hyla sarda
Lineage: Eukaryota; Metazoa; Chordata; Amphibia; Anura; Hylidae
Gene: CHRDL2
Product: chordin like 2
Exons: 11
Coding region: 36-1355 (439 amino acids)
Molecular function (GO): protein binding
Source: RefSeq, a predicted model, not a curated record